GGAGCGGCAGCCGCUGAACGUUUCAUCCCGAGAACGGCGAGCCUCAGCAGCCAAUUUUAAGGCUGUUUCAGAGGAGAUAAGUGGGCUGUAGUGUGUGAGCUGGAUGGGCGAGAGGAAGUUGUCCAGUUCAGGAGGAGGCGGCAGGUCCCCAGUGAGAUGGAGGACGCUCUCAGGUGUGGUGUUCCGGAUGGAUGACUGCCGUGUUCUUGGAACGAGGAACUGGAAGUUGGAGAUGCCAUUUGUCAAACUAGACAGUGGAGGAGGAACACGUUAGGUGUGAUAUGCCCGAGGGACAGUCAGCUCCUGAGCAGAAUGCAGAGAUGGGCUGGGGCGUCUUCAAUGAUGAGUGUCUGGGAGGCGCUUUACACCAUUGCUCUGGGUUUGAUGGAGAUGCUCAGGAAAUGGAUCAAGGUCCCUGACAUCAUGGCCCGACGCCCGAGGAGCAGCAGAGCCUGGCAUUUUGUCUUGAGCGCAGCCCGUCGAGACACAGAUGCCCGCGCUGUGGCUCUGGCAAGCACUACUAACUGGGGCUAUGAUUCUGAUGGACAGCACAGUGAGUCAGAUUCUGAUCCCGAGUACUCGUCCCUGCCACCAUCCAUCCCCAGUGCUGUGCCCGUAACUGGAGAGUCCUUCUGUGACUGCGAGAGCCAGAGUGAGGCUGCCUUUUGUAACAGCUUGCACAUGGUUCACCGUGACAAGGACUGCCGCUGUGGUGAGGAGGAUGAGGAUUUUGACUGGGUCUGGGAUGACCUGAACAAGUCCUCGGCCACUUUGCUGAGCUGUGACAAUCGCAAGGUCAGCUUCCACAUGGAGUAUAGCUGUGGCACUGCAGCCAUCCGGGGCACCAAGGAGCUAGGGGAUGGCCAGCAUUUCUGGGAGAUCAAGAUGACCUCUCCUGUCUAUGGUACUGACAUGAUGGUGGGCAUCGGGACAUCAGAUGUGGACCUGGACAAGUACCAUCACACGUUUUGCAGCUUGCUUGGCAGAGAUGAAGACAGCUGGGGGCUCUCCUACACUGGACUGCUCCAUCACAAGGGUGACAAGACCAGCUUCUCCUCGCGCUUUGGCCAGGGCUCCAUCAUUGGUGUCCAUCUGGACACUUGGCAUGGGACACUGACCUUCUUCAAGAAUCGGACGUGCAUAGGAGUGGCUGCCACCCGGCUGCGGAACAGGAGGUUCUACCCGAUGGUGUGCUCCACAGCGGCCAAGAGCAGCAUGAAGGUGAUCCGCUCCUGCGCCAGCUCCACCUCCCUGCAAUACCUGUGCUGCUACCGCCUGCGCCAGCUGCGGCCCGACUCCGGGGACACCCUCGAGGGCCUGCCUCUGCCUCCGGGCCUCAAGCAGGUGCUGCACAACAAGCUGGGCUGGGUCCUGAGGAUGAACUGCGGCCGCCGAAAGCCCCCUGCGCCCCCACCCAGCACUGUGGCCGAGAGCAGACCCUGCCAGAGGAAGCGCUGCCGAAGGACCUGACUUGCCCAGUCAGAGUGGCCCCAGGGUGGCCGGGACUGCCUUCUCUAACCCUCCAGGGCAGCACGAGAGGGAAGGACCGAAGUCUGUCUGGGGUUGUCCCUGCCUCCUAAAGGCCAGUCCAUCCUGUGGGGCCUCCAGGGCCAGAUUGUCAGGUGUUGGGGGUCCUUGUGCUGCCUGGGAAGUGGUGCUGUAAAGUCCUUCGGGUCUUCCUCCCUCCCUCUGUGUCCCAGUAACAAGCAGCCUAAGCACUCCUGGACCCUGGGGGGGGGGGGGGGGGGAGGGACGUGUGGCCAGGAAGGAGGAGUCGGUCUUUCCCAGCUUGCUUUGCAUGUUGCCAGCUCCUGCUCACAGACUUCAGCUGGUGCACCAUGUAGGGUUUAAGUCUCACUCCCAAUGUGACAUUAAAAGGCCCACACCAAG
This is a messenger RNA of Jaculus jaculus (lesser Egyptian jerboa), 1890 nucleotides long. It is a transcript of the gene Spsb3, whose product is annotated as splA/ryanodine receptor domain and SOCS box containing 3. The record is from RefSeq and is a predicted model, not a curated record. The transcript is spliced from 7 exons. Gene Ontology annotation, biological process: proteasome-mediated ubiquitin-dependent protein catabolic process. Gene Ontology annotation, molecular function: protein binding. Gene Ontology annotation, cellular component: SCF ubiquitin ligase complex. The coding region runs from base 313 to 1470 and encodes 385 amino acids. Lineage: Eukaryota; Metazoa; Chordata; Mammalia; Rodentia; Dipodidae.